GCGUGACUCCCCUGCAAUGGCCGACCUCAGCGAGAGAAUGCAGGAGCUGGAGGAGAUGACCCAGGAGUUGCUGAAAAUGAUGGCCUCGGCCCAGGCAGGGAAGAUCCUGAGGCGAAACCUGGAGAAACAGGAGCAGAUGAUUGACAAGCUCCUGCAAACCAAGAAGACCACCAUGCAGCUGAUCCAGGAACUUAUGAGCGCCGAGGAGCAGGUGGCCCAGAAGCUCUCCGACAGGGAUGCGGAGCUGAAGGCGAGCCUCCAGAAGCUACAGGAAAUCGAGGACCGCUUGCUUCAGGAGAGAGAGAAGGACGGCAAGCUGAAGACCAGCACGAAAGAGUUGAGGAAGGAGCUGGAAGCGCUGAGAGAAGAAAUUGAAAAACAGGAGAAGAAGUCAGCUGAGGGAAGCAGUGCCUCCAAGUCAGCAAUGCACCUCUCGCAGCUGUAUUAUCGGAUCUGCCCCAUCGACUGGGACUACUCCUGUGAGCCAACGCUUAUCAAAGGAACCCACCAUGGGCCAGACGUCGCUCAGCCGUUCAGCUUCGAGAGCGGCCAACACUCCCGCUGCUUCGUGAGCGACUACCUCUGGAGCUUGGUGCCUACAUCCUGGUGAAGUGCAGGCUGGAAAAUUGCAGCAAGCGUGCAGCAGAUGUAUACUUGUGCCUAAAAGCAAUUUGUUCUUCUCUCUCUUUGUUUUUGCUUUAAGGGGAAAGUUGUAUUUUUUUGAAGCACAAUAAAUUGAGAAAACAUUUAGUACUAAUCACAAAAAAGUAAUUUUAUUUGUGUGAAAAGUGUAAUUCGAAAAAAAACCCGCUUCAGUUUAUAUAAUAUUGUCGGGCGCCGGACUGCUGCAACGGGACUCCCCCCCGCCCCCAAAAGAAAAGCAAUGCUCACCCAGGCCUAGUACCUGCCAUUCCCUGUAAUGACUAAUAAGAACCAUUUAGGCCUGGCUGCUCCUGAGCGUUCAUGUUCCCAUUGAUACUGUUACUUACCUGCAAGAGCAUCGGUCAUGUACGAAAAAAGCCUGGCUCUCCCACUCGGACCGCUUCUCUUCUUUCGCUCCUUACGCUUUCUAAGAACUCGCCCAGGAGGAGAGCUGGGAGUCCAUGCUCAAAACGUCCGCAUGACACAGCGUUCAGAGAGAGGGGCUGCUGCCUGCCCCUGCAGGCAUGGAAAACAGUGGCAGUAGAAAGCAGAAUACGAAACAACCGCGCCCAAAACAUACUUUACGCUUCCGCUAAAGCAGAAAUGGUCAGGA
Messenger RNA from Heteronotia binoei (common prickly gecko), 1255 nucleotides. It is a transcript of the gene SPC24, whose product is annotated as SPC24 component of NDC80 kinetochore complex. Bases 17 to 610 code for a protein of 197 amino acids. Lineage: Eukaryota; Metazoa; Chordata; Lepidosauria; Squamata; Gekkonidae. The transcript is spliced from 5 exons. The record is from RefSeq and is a predicted model, not a curated record.